UCCUAAAAGAGUCCAUAAAAUUCUGACCUUUCUUCGCUGCAGAACGCACGUCACUCCAAACUCUCUCUAAAGGAACUUGUCCCUCUGCUUUUCUGAUUCUCGGAUUCACACUCACUUCCUUUGCACAAGUCAUGAGUUUAUCCGAGAACAACAACGCGAUCCGGAUAGCCCAACAACAAGAACUUAAUGAAGAAGAAGAAGAAGCGGGCAAACUGGCCGUCCGGUUAGCGAAUGGAGUGAUACUUCCGAUGGUUCUGAAGUCUGCCCUUGAGCUCAACCUCAUCGACAUAAUCUCAGAUGCCGGCAUCGGCGUGUUCCUCUCACCUUCUGAGAUCGCGGCUCGGCUACCCACCAAGAAUCCGGACACGCCUGUUCUGCUGGACCGGAUGCUACGGCUCUUGGCGAGCUAUUCCAUACUCAAGUACUCCCUCCGGACCCGAGAGGACGGAGAGAUUGAGAGACUGUAUGGUGUGGCACCCAUUUGCAAGUUCCUUGUUAAGAAUCCUCAUGGGGGCUCUGUUGCUCCUCUUUUCCUGUUGCACCAUGACAAGGUCUUCAUGGAGAGUUGGUACCACAUGAAUGAUGCUAUACUAGACGGCGGGAUUCCUUUCAACAGAGCCUAUGGAAUGACAGCAUUUGAAUACCCAGGAACAGAUGAAAGGUUCAAUCGGGUAUUCAACCAAGCCAUGUCAAACCACACUAUCUGGAUCAUGAAGAAGAUACUCGAUGUGUACAAAGGGUUUGAAGGCCUCAAAGUGUUGGUUGAUGUUGGUGGUGGAGUUGGAGUUACCCUGAACAGAAUCACUUCCAAAUAUCCUCAGACCAAGGGCAUCAAUUUUGAUCUGCCUCAUGUUUUAACCGAUGCACCUUCUUAUCCAGGUGUGGAGCAUGUUGGGGGAGAUAUGUUUGAUAGUGUUCCAUGUGGAGAUGCUAUUUUCAUGAAGUGGAUACUCCAUGAUUGGAGUGAUGAGCAUUGCUUAAGACUUCUCAAAAACUGCUGGAAAGCACUUCCCAAAUCUGGAAAAGUGAUCAUUGUGGAAUCAAUUCUUCCUGUGGCUCCUGAGAGUAAUGUUUCCUCAAAUAUUGUCUUUGAGCAAGAUUUGUUUAUGUUAGCUCAAAACCCUGGAGGAAAAGAGAGGACCCAAAAAGAGUUCGAGGCAUUAGCUUUAAAAUCUGGGUUUUCUGGCUGUGAGGUCAUAUGCUGUGCUUACAACAGCUGGGUUAUGGAGUUCCACAAGAGAGCAGAUCCUUAAGUUGCUGGAGUAACUAUAAUAUCCAACAUCUUUGGUUUGUAUGAAUAAGUUUGUGGUUUCUCUUGUCAAUUGUGUUUGAUUUAUUUUCUAAAAUCUGGAAAGUCACGAUUGUAUCAUAGAUAUAUGAUCCAGUUGUAAGUGAUGUUGGUUUUGUCACUUGUAGUUGCUCUCUUGUAG
Molecule: messenger RNA, 1430 nt
Organism: Juglans microcarpa x Juglans regia
Lineage: Eukaryota; Viridiplantae; Streptophyta; Magnoliopsida; Fagales; Juglandaceae
Product: caffeic acid 3-O-methyltransferase-like
Exons: 5
Coding region: 132-1253 (373 amino acids)
Biological process (GO): methylation
Molecular function (GO): O-methyltransferase activity; protein dimerization activity; S-adenosylmethionine-dependent methyltransferase activity
Source: RefSeq, a predicted model, not a curated record